This is a messenger RNA of Mirounga angustirostris (Northern elephant seal), 2152 nucleotides long. It is a transcript of the gene OTC, whose product is annotated as ornithine transcarbamylase. Gene Ontology annotation, molecular function: ornithine carbamoyltransferase activity; amino acid binding. Lineage: Eukaryota; Metazoa; Chordata; Mammalia; Carnivora; Phocidae. Gene Ontology annotation, biological process: L-citrulline biosynthetic process. Gene Ontology annotation, cellular component: mitochondrion. The transcript has 10 exons. The record is from RefSeq and is a predicted model, not a curated record. Bases 151 to 1215 code for a protein of 354 amino acids.
AGGGGAAUUUGAUUAGAUAGUUGAAGGCUGAUAUUACCUUUGCUCUCUCACCACAAUUGAAAUCGUUCUUAGCUUUUAGGUGGACCCACUGUCUACCUUGGUGAGGCGUUUUCAAGAGCAUAGAAUCAUCUUUUUCAUUAUCAAAAGAAGAUGCUGUUUAAUUUGAGGAUCCUGUUGAACAAUGCAGCUCUUAGAAAUGGUCACAGUUUCGUGGUUCGAAAUUUUCGAUGUGGACAACCACUACAAAAUAAAGUACAGCUGAAGGGUCGUGACCUCCUCACUCUAAAGAACUUUACAGAAGAAGAAAUUAAGUAUAUGUUAUGGCUAUCGGCAGAUCUAAAAUUUAGGAUAAAACAGAAAGGAGAGUAUUUGCCCUUAUUACAAGGGAAGUCCUUAGGCAUGAUUUUUGAAAAAAGAAGUACUCGAACAAGACUGUCCACAGAAACAGGCUUUGCACUUCUGGGAGGACACCCUUGUUUUCUUACCACACAAGAUAUUCAUUUGGGUGUGAAUGAAAGUCUCACGGACACAGCCCGUGUGUUGUCUAGCAUGACAGAUGCAGUGCUGGCUCGAGUGUACAAACAAUCAGAUCUAGAUACCCUGGCUAAAGAAGCAUCCAUCCCAAUCAUCAAUGGGCUGUCAGAUUUGUACCAUCCUAUCCAGAUCCUGGCUGAUUACCUCACGCUCCAGGAACACUAUGGCUCUCUGAAAGGCCUCACCCUCAGCUGGAUUGGGGAUGGGAACAACAUUCUGCAUUCCAUCAUGAUGAGUGCUGCAAAAUUUGGGAUGCACCUUCAGGCGGCUACUCCAAAGGGUUAUGAGCCAGAUCCCAGUGUGACCAAGUUGGCAGAGCAAUAUGCCAAGGAGAAUGGCACCAAGCUGUCGCUGACGAAUGAUCCACUGGAAGCGGCUCGUGGAGGCAAUGUAUUAAUUACAGACACGUGGAUAAGCAUGGGACAAGAAGAGGAGAAGAAAAAGCGGCUCCAGGCUUUCCAAGGUUACCAGGUUACAAUGAAGACUGCUAAAGUUGCUGCCUCUGACUGGACAUUUUUACACUGCUUGCCCAGAAAGCCAGAAGAAGUGGAUGAUGAAGUGUUUUAUUCUCCACGAUCACUAGUAUUCCCAGAGGCUGAAAACAGGAAGUGGACAAUCAUGGCUGUCAUGGUGUCCCUGCUGACAGAUUAUUCACCUCAGCUUCAGAAACCAAAGUUUUGAUGCAGUGAUGUUUGUCAAGAGAGAAACAAUGUUCUUCAGUAACUGAAUGAGUCAAUUUAUGGAGGAAGAAGAGAAUCUAAGAAACAAAUCCUGAUACACAGUAUAGGUGAAUGAAAUGAUACUGCUUUGCCAUUGUGGAACCUUCCUGAAGACCUUAAUUGAAGUGCAGAUGUACUACGAUACAUGGCUUGACUUGGUUUAAGCUCUCUAAUGCACAAUUUCUGAGUUACAUUUGGGUAUCAUAUUAAUCAUCAUAUACAUUUGCUUCAACUAAACAUAAAAUACUGUUCAUAAUGCAUAAUGUCUAAGCCAUUAAAUGUAAUCUAUGCUUAUUACCUUAAUAAAUUAUCACCCGUGCUAAUUUAUAAGUAAACAUUUACCAGCAGUCGGCUGCUGGUAGAUCUGUGGGCUGUGUUCAUAUCCCCCAGGACCAACAAGGAAGCCAAAUGAUCCAUCUUGCUGAUGUAGUACAGUUUUCAGGCAAAUGAGGUGCACAGACUAUUCACUUAUGGAGGCAAAUGAUGAAAUUCUCAGAAAACAGCUAUAACUGUGCCCAAACUCAAGUUUUUUUUCCAGUCAUAUGUGGGAAGGAGGAUUUUUCAAGAGCACACAUCUCUUCUCCGUAAUGAACACUUAAUGUCAAAAGCCUAAAGAAGGCUUUGUGAACAAGUGGCAAAACCAUGGAAACCUAGCUGGGAACAUAAGAUCCAUUACAGAGUGGCAUUUUCAUAGGUUCAAAUUCUCCAGCAGGAGCGAUUUAAUUUUUUCAUGUUUGUGCUUAUUGUGCAUCUACUCACACCACAUGCUGAAUGUGUCUAUAAAUCUACUGCUUGCCAUAUUUUAGUCCAUUCUUUCUCUACAAUUUUUGUUCAGGAUAAUAAAAAUUUGCAUCACUGGAUUAUUAUAAUGUAAUUAAAGCUACAUGCUUUUGUGGGUG